Condylostylus longicornis is the source of this 886-nucleotide messenger RNA. It is a transcript of the gene Sumo, whose product is annotated as small ubiquitin-related modifier 3. Gene Ontology annotation, biological process: protein sumoylation. The record is from RefSeq and is a predicted model, not a curated record. Gene Ontology annotation, molecular function: protein tag activity; ubiquitin-like protein ligase binding. The coding region runs from base 181 to 453 and encodes 90 amino acids. The transcript is spliced from 3 exons. NCBI's taxonomy places the organism in Eukaryota, Metazoa, Arthropoda, Insecta, Diptera, Dolichopodidae. Gene Ontology annotation, cellular component: nucleus.
GUGUUUUAUUCCGCCAUUCAAACUUCAGUUGAGACGAAUUCGAUUUGCUUCGUUCCGUUUUUGCGUGUACUAUAAGUGUUAACUUUACAUAUAAGUGAAUUAUUUGGAAAAAGUAUAAAAUUUUGAUAUCAUUUAACAACAUUUUUUUUGAGUUAACUAAUAAAAUAAAUAAUUAACAAAAUGUCUGAUGAGAAAAAGGGAACAGAAUCAGAGCACAUCAAUUUGAAAGUAUUAGGACAGGAUAAUGCGGUCGUUCAAUUCAAAAUUAAGAAACACACUCCCCUAAGAAAAUUAAUGAAUGCAUACUGCGAUAGAGCGGGUAUUUCAAUGCAAGUGGUGCGAUUCCGUUUUGAUGGGCAACCAAUAAAUGAAAAUGAUACACCUACAUCAUUGGAAAUGGAAGAAGGCGAUACAAUUGAAGUGUACCAGCCACAAACAGGAGGGUAUUUUUAAGAAUUAUUAAAAAAAUUGAAAAAUUAAUACAAAAAAAAAGAAAAAAAAACUUCACCAUUAAUAUUAAGAAUUUCCUUAUAAAAUAAUUUCCUUAAAAUACAAAAAACAAAUUAACGAAAAAUGAAAAACUUAAAUUUUUUUUGAUUAAAGCUACUCUUAGUGUGAACAAAAUCAAAACACUCACUCAAAUGCAUAUUUUGAUUUCUUUUGUGUAAUAAAUAAAUAUUCUGACAUGAGUAAUAAAAUUAACGUAGAAAAUAAAAAUACAAUAUCGCAAAAUUAUUGUAAAAUUACUAAAUGUAACUAAAUAUAAAUUGAUGGUCUACAACUAUAACCGACUAUUCUCAUUUAACAAAAAUCUGAUUUUCGAAUUUGUGUGUACACAUCAAUAAAUUUUUGUUUUUUUUUUUUUUUUGUGUUACAAUGACUAGAU